AUGGCCGACGCGCCCGCGUCCAACUCGGCCAGCUGCCUGGAGAGGCUGAAAAGUUAUGUGAGGACCCAGAAAGGCAUGAUCCUCGCCGCCGAAAUCGUCAUCAGUUUCAUCAUCAUCAUUUGCUAUGCGGCAUCCUUGUACGGCGGCUACUCCACGGUGGCCAUCUGCGAGCUGGUCUUCGCCGCCAUCUUCUUCGGCAUUUUCAUGAUGGACCUGGAUAAGCAGUUCCAGUUGGUCAACUGGAUGUGGAGCGACCUGUUCCGGGCCGGCAUCGGCGCCAUCCUUUACAUCAUCACGUCGUUGGUGUGCGUGAUAGGCGGCAGUGGCGACGGUGCCCGCAUCGCCGGCGGGGUCUUCGGCUUGGUGGCCAGUCUGCUCUUUGCUUACGACACCUACACCAUCUUUUUGCAAAUCAAGAGCACCAGGCAGCACACGCCGGCCGCCACCGGAUCCGCGUGGCGUUUACGGACGCUGUGGCUGGUCAGAAACAUCGCAACUUUUGCCAACAAACGAUAUGAGCUGUGCACUUUUCUGCUCAACAGGAGGAAGCAGACGUCGGACGGCCCCGCGGAGAAGAAUGCCACGGGUGGAGGUACGCGCUCGCUGUCUUGA
Messenger RNA from Nerophis lumbriciformis (worm pipefish), 612 nucleotides. The record is from RefSeq and is a predicted model, not a curated record. NCBI's taxonomy places the organism in Eukaryota, Metazoa, Chordata, Actinopteri, Syngnathiformes, Syngnathidae.